Messenger RNA from Cladophialophora bantiana CBS 173.52, 498 nucleotides. RefSeq lists its product as uncharacterized. Gene Ontology annotation, biological process: peptidyl-methionine modification; N-terminal protein amino acid modification. Gene Ontology annotation, molecular function: peptide deformylase activity. The transcript has a single exon. The record is from RefSeq and is a predicted model, not a curated record. Gene Ontology annotation, cellular component: mitochondrion. NCBI's taxonomy places the organism in Eukaryota, Fungi, Ascomycota, Eurotiomycetes, Chaetothyriales, Herpotrichiellaceae. Bases 1 to 498 code for a protein of 165 amino acids.
AUGUCACAUUCCAAUGCCAAGGCAGGUAGCAAGAUCCUACUCAUCGUGCGCUGGAGUACACCCAUCCUGCACCGCAGGUUACGCUCAGUGACGUGCUUCAAUACCAAAGACCUUGACGCCCUCGUUGCAGAUAUGUUCGCAACCAUGUACGCCGCCGACGGAGCCGGGUUGGCGGCGAACCAGGUCGGCGCGGACCUGAAGAUGUUCGUGUAUGUAACGGACUCGAAGGGGGCAAGAAGUUGGGGGGUUGUGUGUAAUCUUGUCAUCAAAUCUUCCUCUCCGAGGCGGGCCAGCGAUGGCGGUCGCCAGGAUGCAGCUUCAGCGGGUAUGAUGCUUCAAGCCGACUCUAGCGGCCAACCACUCACGCAGCAGACCCAGAUCAUGACUGAAGGCUGUCUCUCGUACUCUGGCGGCUCGGCCUCAGUCCUCCGCCACCGCUCCAUCACGAUCAACGGACUGGAUCAGCACAGCAAGGCUCUAAAGAUCCACGCCUCAUGA